AUGGACUCAAUCAGACGAGCGUUCAGAUCGAUGUUCAAACGCGGGAAGAGAGACAAGCAGGAGCAAAGUAGAGAGACGUCAAGGCCAGCCGUCUCGCAAGGUUCAGCUGCACUACCAAAGAAGGCACCGCAGGCGGUAGCGUCAGGUCAGCAGCAGCCACCGAGAAAUAUACCACCAACCCAUCCACUUGCGACAGGGACGCAUGACAAACCUCAACCAGCAAUUCCGCAAGCAGAUCGUACGAAACCAGAUAGUACGCCUGUAGCGACAGUCGCUGGAGGGACAGGAGGUGAAGAAGAAACAAAGAUGGAGCCUCUUUCGUUCGCCAGGCCGCAGCCGGAGGAGCCGGCGAGGACGGUGCAGUUCUCCGCCCAAAAGGAUGGCAAACCGCCAGCACCGCCACCGAAUAAAGAUACUGCAGAUGAUGUGGUACAAAUUUCAUCAGGCGAGGUGGUGGCGGCAACGACCGCGAUUCCUCAACCAGUUUCGUUGCUAAAUCCUCCAACGAGCGAGCAACAGCAAAAGCUGGUGGACCCGGCGUCCAAGGAGAACGAAACACCAAGAAGCAUAUCUGCAGUGGAGGAUAAAAUCCCUGUGAUGCAUGAGCCACCGCCUAUACGAGCCGUCCGCGCUGCACCCGGCAUGAGUGCGACCUCUGGGCCUUUGGAAGAUUUCCCCGAGGGUAGCUAUUGA
Baudoinia panamericana UAMH 10762 is the source of this 693-nucleotide messenger RNA. RefSeq lists its product as uncharacterized. The transcript has 2 exons. The record is from RefSeq and is a predicted model, not a curated record. The coding region runs from base 1 to 693 and encodes 230 amino acids. NCBI's taxonomy places the organism in Eukaryota, Fungi, Ascomycota, Dothideomycetes, Mycosphaerellales, Teratosphaeriaceae.